Molecule: messenger RNA, 828 nt
Organism: Alternaria conjuncta
Lineage: Eukaryota; Fungi; Ascomycota; Dothideomycetes; Pleosporales; Pleosporaceae
Exons: 2
Coding region: 1-828 (275 amino acids)
Source: RefSeq, a predicted model, not a curated record
AUGGCCUUCUUGGCGUUAUACUACCGCUUGUUUCCCAUGAAGCGCUUCCGACAAGCAUGCUUGGUGCUGGGAGCCAUAUCUGUCGGCUGGACCAUCUCCUACGUCUUCGUAUGCAUUUUCCAAUGCACCCCGGUACCUCGUGUAUACAACAGGAAGUUGGAAGGGACAUGCAUCAACUUCAUCUGGCAUCGCUGGUCGAAUGCAGUCCUGAACAUUCUGACUGAUCUCGCGAUCUUCCUACUCCCCAUGCCGAUUAUACUGAAGCUGAAUAUGUCGAUCGGUUCGCGCAUCGGACUCGUCGCUCUUUUCUCGAUAGGCUUCUUCAUCUGCCUGACCACUGCGCUGCGCAUGGCGGCCUUGCCAUUGAGUCUCAAGGCUACAGAACCUACUUGGGAGUCUGCACCGACGAACCUGUGGUCUUUCAUUGAAGCAGCUACGGGGGUGAUAUGUGCCUGCUUGCUCAGCCUGCGCAAGAGUAUCGGCGCAUUAUGGCCAAAGAAGUGGAGGAGCAACAAAGGAAACAGCGGUGCCUAUGAACAGUACGGGAUCAGCGGAUCAGGCGGCCUCGGGCCGGGAGUGUCGCGACCGUGCAAUGGGACUGGAGCUCGCAACUCGUAUGCAAUGAGCGGCUUGCGCAGCGGAGCGAAAGGCAGGAUAGAAUCGCUCGGCGACAUUAGUCCAAGUGAGAGUCAAGAGCGGAUCAUGGAAGGCUCAAAGACGGUAGCGCAGGUCACCACAAGUCGACCGCGCAGUAGUCGCAGUGUGAGUGAGGAUCUGGGGUCGCCAGGCAUCAGGGUGACCACCGAUGUCCAGGUCGUGAGGGAGUAA